This is a messenger RNA of Gymnodraco acuticeps, 4078 nucleotides long. Its product is annotated as rap1 GTPase-GDP dissociation stimulator 1. Gene Ontology annotation, molecular function: protein binding; guanyl-nucleotide exchange factor activity. Gene Ontology annotation, cellular component: cytosol. NCBI's taxonomy places the organism in Eukaryota, Metazoa, Chordata, Actinopteri, Perciformes, Bathydraconidae. Gene Ontology annotation, biological process: positive regulation of GTPase activity. The transcript has 14 exons. The record is from RefSeq and is a predicted model, not a curated record. Bases 229 to 1911 code for a protein of 560 amino acids.
GGGGGGGCGGUAGAGAUCGUGUUGAGUGAUAAUGGGAUUGAGGGAGCGAGAGCGAGGCAGAGAGAGAAACGACAGACCGAGUGGGAGACAGCAUUGGGGGACACCUGACCUUAAGAAAGGAGUGUAGCUCUCUGCUAGCCAAACAAACACACAGAUACACACACACACACACAGUUCUUACAGGCAGAGGCGGUGAGCCAGCAAAGAGGAGCCUGUCGACCAGCAGCCAUGACAGACAUUGACUCUCUGAGCGGGGCUCUACAGGCUCUCAGUGUGAGUACAGAGCUGAUUGAGGAGGAGCUGAAGCUUCCUCUGGAGACAUUGCUGGCUGCUCUUUUGGAAAAGAAGAAGGAUGCUGCUGUGGAGAUAGCCAGCAGUGGGGUCCUGCCCUCCCUGGCCCAGGUCCUACGGAGCAGCAGCCCCCUGAGCUGCCAGGUGGCGCUGCUGGUGGCAGAGAUGGCCAGAGAAGCUGCAGUCAGAGAGCCGUGCAUCGAGGCCGGCCUGGUGACGGUGCUGCUGCCCCACCUCAGCAGCACCGACCAGGAGAUGCUGCUGAACACCGGCAGGGCCAUCGGACGCAUCUGCUUCGACAACUCAUUCCAGCAGGACCAGCUGGUGCAGAGCGGGGUCAUCCCCAGACUGGUGUCCAUCAUCAGGCAGUAUCCGGAGAACGACCCCCUGGUCAACGUCUGCCUGCUGGCCCUCUGUAACCUGGCAGACAUGGACUCAGCGAGGGAGGCCCUGGCAGAGCAAGGCAUGGCAGAGGUGCUGACCUUCCAGCUGAAACGGGCGCCUGACGCUGAGCGCCGACAUGUCAUCCUGGAAAUACUGGGGGCUCUGGGCGAGAGUGAUACACUGAAGCUGCAGUUUGCAGAGUCAGGAGUACCAGAGGCCUUAUCAGAGAUGAUUCGGAGUCUGCAGGGAGGAUCUGACCCCCACGACCUCUGCAGCAUCAAGAUCGCCUCCAACCUCAUCGUGUCUCUGCUGUUAGGAGAUGAGUCCAUGCAGAAGUGUUUUGGGGAGGGCUCUGGUGUGGUGUAUCAGGAUGUUCUGUCCUGGCUGCAGAGCUCCAACACACAGCUGCAACUCUCCGGAGCCCUGGCCAUCGCCAACUUUGCCAGAAAUGAUAGUAACUGUGUGAAGAUGCUGGACCUUGGGGUGGUUCCUCACAUCCUGACCUUGUUGGAGCAACAUGUGGACGAAGGAGAUGUGUCUGUUCAACACGCCGGACUGAGCGCGCUCAGAAACCUGGCCAUUCCUGCCACUAACAAAGUGCGGAUGCUGGAGGACGGGGUGACGGAGAGGAUAAAGAGCCUGCUGCGCUCCGACAUGCCGCCGGUGCAGUUCAAACUGCUGGGGACACUGCGCAUGAUGGUGGACGGACAUGAGGAGGCAGCUUUGGUGCUGGGGAGGGACGCUGUGCUGCUGACCCGGGUCAUGGAGUGGUGUGAGGCCAAAGACCAUGCAGGGGUCCGGGGGGAGUCCAGUCGCCUCCUGGCUGCCCUCAUCAGACACAGUCGCAGCGCAGAAGUGGUCCAUGCUGUAGCCAAAGCAGAUGGGGUUCGGCACCUUAUCUCCAUGGCAACAAGUGAACAUGUCAUCAUGCAGAACGAGGCCCUGGUUUCCCUGGCAAUAGCAUCUGCCAUUGACAUUGAGUCUAUGAAGGAAGCGUUUAGGGACUCUGAGUUGCUCACUAUGCUGAAGGAGAUGUUGGAGGAUCCUGUCGGGGCGAUCGAAGUCAAGUUCAGUGCUUUAGGUCUGAUCUGCAGCCUGGCUAACUCCAGUGUGAUGAAGGAGGAGCUGCACUCUGUGAAUAUGAAGGAGAGCCUCAGUAAACUGGCAGAGCACAGCAACAGUAAACUCGCCUCGCAGGCCAUCUCCAUACUGGCCUCUCUGGGUGACAGCAGCUAAAGCAGAACACGUUCCGUCCGGCUUAUUCAAAUGUAUUCAAAUUAUCCUACUGCUACCUAUUGAAAUGGCUUGACAAAAUGUAUCCUGUUGUUUGGCAAUAAUUACUUAUUUUGGAUAAGCAAGACUUAAAACUAAAAGGGGUUCAUCAACCAGGAGCAUGAAUGUGUGUCAAGUAGAGGAAAAUUGCCAGUGUCCAAAUGAAACCUCUCCAUUGUUUUGACAUUUCUUGUAGGCCUAGAAAGGAGAAAGUCAGAUAGUACUUCCCAUGAGACAAUUCAAAUUCAAAUUCAAAACCUUUAUUUAUCCAGGUAAAAUCCCAUUGAGAUCAAUUAUCUCUUUUUCAAGGGAGACCUGCAGCAGUAGGUUCCACAACUAUGGCACUAAAAGGGAAGUUCAAGAAGGAAACCAAAACAUCUACACAUUAUUCUGUCUGUAAUCUGGCCUAGUUGUUGUGGUUUGCUGCCAUGGACCAUGGUUAGUGGAUAGAUGAAUGAACUGACCUCACCUUCUUUGAGAUGUACUUGUCGUGAUGCUAGCCCAUGUUAAUAUAUAAUGUAUACAGAAAUGUCAUAUUAUCAAACGUUUAAUGUUGAUAUCUAUAAACGUUGACAUUAACUAAAUGUAAUAUUGAACAGAUUUCACAUAAUUGUAUUAGGUUAGUUGAAAGCAAUAAUAUUAAGUUGAACCUAAUAUUGGUUAUUGAACUUUCAACUAACCUAAUAGAGUUGUUAAAUCAGUUGAUAUAAUACACAAGUGUCAGUUCUGGCCAAAUGUAUUGCAUGAAGAGCCCCACAGAUUUCUGAAAUGAACCACAUUGUAUUGGUGCACCCAUAUCACGAAGAGACAACCACAAGGUGGAAUUUUUGUUAAAAAGAAAAUGUAAUCUCAUAGCCUCAAUCAAUGGACGGGGUUUGACAUUAAUCUAUGCGUAAAGCAAAAUACCUAUGAACGUUAAAAAGGAUCUGUGCAGCAAAAUUGUUGAGUUAAAAUUAUUUUUGAAUGAAUUUGAAUGUCAAUGACUUCAGUUACAAAUAAAAUGAGUGGCUAAUAUUGUUGAUAUCAGACUGAAUGGAUGCAAAUCAACUGCAUACAAUUGAGUUCAAGACUGAGAUAUUGCUUACAGGCUUAAGCCUGGUCUUACAGUCGAUAGGACCACACCACUGUAAUUCACCACUGUCAUUCUGAAUAACAGAGCUAUUAAUGUAGCCAUACUCACAAACAACACAACUGUGUGCUCUAGUAAUACACACUGACUUUCUCUAGUGGUGAAACAUUAUGACUUGAGUUUUACAACGACUUGGGUAAGCUAAGAGAGGUGCUGUUGUCAUCUGGAAGGAAACAAGCAGCUGUGUAUCGUUGGUCAUGGUUAAAUAGAUUCUGGUACUGGCUUUAAUGCCUUGCAAAGAAAUGAUGCUGUUUGUGUUACAAAUAUACUAGAAGUAUCGGUCUGUUUGUAUGUAUAUACAGGAUCAUUGAGAAGAGUGCAGGUGCACACCACACACACAAUAACAGAGUAACAGGAGUGAUGCACACCAAAGGUGGUGUGAGUGGGGGGCUAAGAACCUGCAGCACAUUAGAAUGAAAAUCCUCAUUAAAACUUCAUGGUGACAGGUGCAUGGACAUCUUCAUUGAAACUGUGUUUCCAUCAACAGUUGAAGGGAGAUCUAACCCAAUGAUAGGGGGAUGAUCAAAAGCAUGUGUUAUCAAACUGCCUGCACAUGUGGCUACAGCGUGACAGCAAAAUCCACCACUAACACAUUCUAAAUAAAGCUUCCUGUUGAUGAUAUAUCGCAAACAUACAUUUGUAAUCCCUCAGAGGGAUCCUAGAAGCACAAUGUGAAGAAGACACAUGCACAACAUAUCUGAACUGCAUCCAUUAUCAUAAUACAUAACAGUGUUACAGUGCAAUAAGCAAUGCAGUGUACAUUUAUAGUUUGGCAGCCAGAGGAAAUGAUGAAAUGUCUGUUCUAUUCAAUCAUGCAGCGGACAAGAGUUUUACUGUCAUAUUUUAUGUUAUAUUUGUAUCAAGAUGUAUUUCUCUAUACAUUAAUAUAUAACACCAACAUUUGUGAAAAUAUCUGUAUAUUUCAAAGUAAGGGAAUAUUUAAAAAAAAUGUAAGCUUUGUUCUAGAAACUGCAGAAUAAAGAUAUGCAAUGUCUUCCCCCA